Molecule: messenger RNA, 9121 nt
Organism: Coregonus sp. 'balchen'
Lineage: Eukaryota; Metazoa; Chordata; Actinopteri; Salmoniformes; Salmonidae
Source: the annotation of a GenBank genome assembly
GCUAUCUGGUCAUCCAGAAUCACAACAACACACAGACUUCUGCCCCAUUGAAGCGUGUGCAUCGUUUUCGUGACGUUGUUAGCUAACCUGUCUAUGGCCUGACUCUUUAAGAUAAGGUGGAGCGGGCACUGCCCCAGUGGCUGACGGGCAUCAUAGCUGUGGCCGCGUUUCUCUUCGUCAUCUUCGUGGCGUUUCUGGUCAACAAGGCCUGGUGUCAGGACUCAAGGUAAGCCUAUAGAUCGCUGUGACACCUGACCAUCUCCACAGUCCAUACAGCUACUGUAGUAGGACAGUCAACACUCUCAUAGGCUGUGUCUGAAAACUUGAAUAGGUGUUAAAUACCUACUUCCUCUGUCCUUCUUUGUGCAAUUCCUCACCUCCCUCUCAAAGCACAUCGGAGAGGAUUAAAGGUUCCUCCCUCAGACACCCUCCUCAAAUGAGCUUUGGGAGCGAGAUGAGGAAUCGAGGAAACAAGGAUGGAGGAAGCAAGGACUUGACAGCCAACAUUUUCAGACAUACUGUAGCCAAACACAUGGUUCUAAAGUGCACUGAGUAUACCAAACAUUAGGAUCGCCUUCCUAAUAUUGAGUUGCACCCCCCCUUUUGGCCUCAGAAAAGCCUAAAUUCGUCGGGUCAUGGACUCUACAAGGUGUUGAAAGCGGUCCAGUGGGAUGCUGGCCCAUGUUGACUUUUUACUUUAUUUUAUCAGGGAGUCAUACUGAGACAAAGGUCUCUUUAACAGAUGAGCCCGGAAUUACAUAAAUUACAGAAAAUACACACAUCAAUAUAAAUACAAAAUGCAAGCAGAAAGAACAACAUCGUCAUAAAGAAUAAACAUAUUCAUCAGUAAUAAGGUCCUCAAUCAGCCUUCUGAAUUACCAUAGAGGCACCAAAACAUCACAUUUAAGAAGAUUUUGAAGAUUGUUCCACAAAUAAGGUGCAAGAAAACUAAACGCUGACUUACCUAACUCAGUAGAGACCAAAGGAAUUUCCCAUCCCUGAGACCGGGUGUGGUAACUCGUAUGUCUAAAUUUUAGUAAAGAUGUUAGGUACAGUGGGACUUUUUGUAAAAGGGGUUUAUAAAUGAAAACAUAGCUUUGUAUCAACCUACGUGACAUCAAAGAGGGCCAACCAACCAACAAAAAUGUUGCCCGUAAUAAAGUGCAGUGCGCUAUGAUAAACUGCAUCUAGCAGCUUUAAUGAAGUGCCAGAACGUAGACUGAAUAAUCUGCUUUCUACUAUUUAGCGAGAGGCAGGACCUAUUUCUAUAGAAGAAGCCCCAUUUUAAUUCUCAGCUUCUUAACUAACUCAUCAAUAUGCUUUUAAAAAGACAGCUUUUCAUCUAUCCAGAUGCCCAGAUAUUUGUAAGCACGGACACGAUCCAUAUGGACACCAUCCAAAGUACAUAAGCUUAAAUCAGAGUUAUUUUUAUGUGCUCUAGAGAACAACAUAUACUUUGUUUUACCUGCAUUCAGUACUAAUUUCAGGUCAGUAAAGUUUUUCUGUAAUACAAUGAAGUCAGACUAGUUCAGAUAGAGCCUAGUCAACUGUGGGGGCAAUAGCAUACACAACAGUAUCAUCGGCAUACAAGUGCAGGUUACAGUUUUUUUUACAGACAAGUCGAUAAUGUUAAUGUAAACAGUAAAAAGUAAAGGACCCAGAAUCGACCCCUGCGGGACACCUUUUGUAAUAUCCAGGAAACCUGAUUUAACACCAUCAGUAGAUACACAUUGAGUUCUAUCUGUCCAGUAAUUUUUAAACCAUUUACAUGCAGCCUGGUCUAGGCCAAUUGAGGAAAGCCUCUGAAUCAACAGUAUCGAAAGCCUUUGACAGGCCAAUGAAGAGGGCAGCACAAUGUUGCCUUUUAUCCAUACAGUUAACCACAUCCUUUAUAACUAGGGAUGCAGCAGAGAUAGUGCUAUGACCUGGUCUAAACCCCGACUGAUGUACAUUUAGAAUACAUUUCAAAGAUAAUAAAGAUCUUAUCUGAGAAUGAAUCAAGGAUUCUAACAUUUUAGCAAGGCAAGAAUGUUUAGAAAUGGGGCGAUAAUUAUUUUGGUCACAAGGGUCACCACCUUUGUGAAGGGGGAGUACAUGGGCCGCCUUCCAAACCUUGGGGAUAGUACCAGAUAUAAUUGUCAGGUUAAAAUAUGGGUUAAUGAUUCAGCAAUCAGGGGGGCAGAGAGCUGCAGCAAAAAUGGAUCAAGCAUAUCAGCCCCAUUUGAUUUUAUUUGUAAAACUUUUUUUUUUUUACAGCUAAUGGGGAUCCCUAAUAAAUACAAAUACAUCAAUCUUAAUCAAGGCAUCUAGCAUAUCACAGCUACAGUGGGGAGAACAAGUAUUUGAUACACUGCCGAUUUUGCAGGUUUUCCUACUUACAAAGCAUGUAGAGGUCUGUAAUUUUUAUCAUAGGUACACUUCAACUGUGAGAGACGGAAUCUAAAACAAAAAUCCAGAAAAUCACAUUGUAUGAUUUUUAAGUAAUUAAUUUGCAUUUUAUUGCAUGACAUAAGUAUUUGAUACAUCAGAAAAGCAGAACUUAAUAUUUGGUACAGAAACCUUUGUUUGCAAUUACAGAGAUCAUACGUUUCCUGUAGGUCUUGACCAGGUUUGCACACACUGCAGCAGGGAUUUUGGCCCACUCCUCCAUACAGACCUUCUCCAGAUCCUUCAGGUUUCGGGGCUGUCGCUGGGCAAUACGGACUUUCAGCUCCCUCCAAAGAUUUUCUAUUGGGUUCAGGUCUGGAGACUGGCUAGGCCACUCCAGGACCUUGAGAUGCUUCUUACGGAGCCACUCCUUAGUUGCCCUGGCUGUGUGUUUCGAGUCGUUGUCAUGCUGGAAGACCCAGCCAUGACCCAUCUUCAAUGCUCUUACUGAGAGAAGGAGGUUGUUGGCCAAGAUCUCGUGAUACAUGGCCCCAUCCAUCCUCCCCUCAAUACAGUGCAGUCGUCCUGUCCCCUUUGCAGAAAAGCAUCCCCAAAGAAUGACGUUUCCACCUCCAUGCUUCACGGUUGGGAUGGUGUUCUUGGGGUUGUACUCAUCCUUCUUCUUCCUCCAAACACGGCGAGUGGAGUUUAGACCAAAAAGCUAUAUUUUUGUCUCAUCAGACCACAUGACCUUCUCCCAUUCCUCCUCUGGAUCAUCCAGAUGGUCAUUGGCAAACUUCAGAUGGGCCUGGACAUGCGCUGGCUUGAGCAGGGGGACCUUGCGUGCGCUGCAGGAUUUUAAUCCACGACGGCGUAGUGUGUUACUAAUGGUUUUCUUUGAGACUGUGGUCCCAGCUCUCUUCAGGUCAUUGACCAGGUCCUGCCGUGUAGUUCUGGGCUGAUCCCUCACCUUCCUCAUGAUCAUUGAUGCCCCACGAGGUGAGAUCUUGCAUGGAGCCCCAGACCGAGGGUGAUUGACCGUCAUCUUGAACUUCUUCCAUUUUCUAAUAAUUGUACAAUAACAGUUGUUGCCUUCUCACCAAGCUGCUUGCCUAUUGUCCUGUAGCCCAUCCCAGCCUUGUGCAGGUCUACAAUUUUAUCCCUGAUGUCCUUACACAGCUCUCUGGUCUUGGCCAUUGUGGAGAGGUUGGAGUCUGUUUGAUUGAGUGUGUGGACAGGUGUCUUUUAUACAGGUAAUGAGUUCAAACAGGUGCAGUAAAUACAGGUAAUGAGUGGAGAACAGUAGGGCUUCUUAAAGAAAAACUAACAGGUCUGUGAGAGCCGGAAUGCUUACUGGUUGGUAGGUGAUCAAAUACUUAUGUCAUGCAAUAAAGUGCAAAUUAAUUACUUAAAAAUCAUACAAUGUGAUUUUCUGGAUUUUUGUUUUAGAUUCCGUCUCUCACAGUUGAAGUGUACCUAUGAUAAAAAUGACAGACCUCUACAUGCUUUGUAAGUAGGAAAACCUGCAAAAUCAGCAGUGUAUCAAAUACUUGUUCUCCCCAAUGUAGUAAAUUGUUUAAAUGAAAACAAAGAUUCACUAGAAGUUGACGAGUUAACCGUUGAGUCAGCUAGAGGCUGGCAGAGAGAAGAGCAGUCGAUUGACUGACCAGGAUCAAUUUAACUACUGUUUCUCUCAAAUAAAAAGCCUGCCGAGAUAAAAUGAUGAUGAAAAGCAUCACUUAUUCCAUUCUUCUCAGUUAUUACGCCAGAGUCAGACAGAACUUGCUUAGGCAGAGAAGAGGAACUUGUACGCUUCAGUGCAUUUACUGUUUUCAAAAAUGUUGAAGGAUCACCAGCAGAGUUAGAGAUAGAGCUUAAAAAGUAGCUUGAUUUAGCUUUCUGAAUCGAGAUAGUACAUCUGUUUGUCAAUUGUCUAAAAGAUUGACAGUCCAUUACAGUCAGAAUUGUUUAAAAGGGGCGUGUUUAUCUGCCAGAGGAAUAAAUAUGGAGAAGAAAUGUUCUAGAGCCAACUCAGGGUCAGGAAUACAUGAGUUGUGGCUAAAUCACAGUAGAACAUGUCAUGUAAAAACCCUUGAAGAGAAAACCUUGUAAAACGUAUCUUCUUAAUUAAACAAGGAUUAGUACAUACUAUGGGACGAUGAUCACUGAGAUCAUAUGCAAAUACUCCACUAGACAAACAUUUAUGAGGGUUAUUAGUACAAAUUAAAUUAAUCAAUGAUGGGUUAACAGGGUUUUUCACAUUUAGCUGUGUGGGUUUUGAGAUCAAUUGAGUCAGAUUAAAAUCAAUGCAUAUACUCUUAAAUUUAUCUGAGGCCGGGGAUAGCCAAUCCAGAUUCAAAUCCCCUAGAAUGACCAACUCAGAGGACAAAAAAGUGUUAAACACUCGGAUAUAGCACCAAUAGCAUCCGCCAUGGCAGUAGGUGGGCGGUAAAUCCCAAGAACAAAUAAAAAAAAAUCUGGUUUAUGGUCAGAUCUACAACCAGGAGCCCUACGAGAUUUAAAGUCAGAGGGCGUAUUCAGCUCAUUCCCAUCAGAGCUAACAGGAAUAGUGUCAUCUGCAGCUAUUUGCUGAGCGAGCUGAGACUUUGCCAAGGUCCCUGGCCAACCACGUGAGAGCAGAGUAGACUGAGCAUUUGACCUCCCUCAAGUCGCUGGAUGCAGGGGCUGGAGCGGGACCUGGGAGAGCAGUGUUGGCAGAGCUCAGUCCACCCUGAUGAAGCUCCCGCCAAAGCAGUGGAGCUGCUGCAGGGGAUCGGAGUGGCUGCCAAUGCUCCAUUCUGGGUGUGCACAGGAGGCCUUGGUGUGGCUCCUUUUGCAGGGUUGGGGCUGCCAUGGGGGGCAGGAGUGUCCCAACCAAAACUAGCCUGGGAUGGAGGUUGUGGGAGGAAUUGAGGAGCGUGGUGUGGAGGGCAGUGUGACUGGCGAAGCUUCAAACUCUCAGCAUGAGGGCUGAUGAUGUGAAUGAUAAAUGGUGUGGACUGCAUCAUGUGGCGCACCACCCUCAACAGUGUUUUGCCAGACCCUAGGGUAGUAGUCAGUGCUUUGUAGAGCUGGGCUGAGUUGAGGUGGGCCUGGUCUGGUAGAGCUGUGCUGUGAUGGGCCGGGUCUAGUAGUGCUGUGCUGUGAUAGACCGGGUCCGGUUGAGCUGUGCUGUGAUAGCCCGGGUCUGGUUGAGCUGUGCUGUGAUGGGUCUGGUAGAUCUGUGCUGUAGAGUGGAUGGUGGUGGCUGAGAAAGUCCUGCCUUAGCUCAUGUAGCUCCUUCUGCAGGUUGUGUAUGUGGCUGGUGUUGACUGUGCUGGACAGUUCCUCUGUAGGUCUGUGCACUUCCAUCCUGGGAGCCUGGUUGUACUCCUGCACACCGCAGCUCCCGGAUCUCAUCCCUAUGCUGACGCACCGGGCUGAUCUCCUCCUCUAUAAGAUGCUGCGGUACUGCAGGUGUGAGAGAGGCAUGCUCAGGGCUGUGUCUGCUACAGGCGAGGGAAGGAGAGGGACACUGGGGACUACAUACUAGGGCACAGAGGGAGUGGAAGCUGUUGUAGGUAGUGACGGUGGAGAGGUUUUAAGUUUAGCAACAUGAGGUUUUAUUUGUUCAAAGUAGUGGACAAUUUGAUCCAGACUUGUCCUCCGAACCUUGAACCCUCACAGUGCCGUUAUUAUAAAUAUGAAUGUUACAUUUGGGUGUGGAAUCAAUGUACAGUUGCCUAGUUGUUCUGUUUUCACAUUUUAAGUUCAUUGUUGGUCUUGUGGAGAGCUUUGUGCCAAGCAUUAGGAUCAUCUGUGUAGAACAGAAGGUCUCCUUUUAUUUCCUUGUUCGCUUUUAGGAUGAAGUCUGCCCUCAGUCUCUGGGGAUUCUCUUAGCAAUUUAUUUUUGAAUUUAUUUUUUCCUGACUCAUUUGAAACAUUCUCAGGAUACGUGAUGGCAAGGUCUCUGAAACAAUGCUUAGAGAAUGCAUCCAUCCUCAUCUCCAUGGUGACCUCUAAACAACACACUCUGCUCUAGAAUGAUGUGCAUGUGCCUCUUGAUGAAAGCACUUAUUGAAAUAAUGCAGCUAUAGAUAAAUGUGGUUUUCAAUGAAACACAUACAUGAAGAUACUCUCUCAAUGUUCAGAAUGUUUCUACCUCCUUUCCAAGUGCUCUUUUGCUUGUUUGUUUAUCUGAAUGCUUGUUUACCUACCAAGGCCUGAACUAUCCUCCAGAAAUCCUUCCUCUUUCUCCCUCUGUUGUUGUCCUUGUUGGGUUUAAAGUCCUCCUAUCCAAUUCCUUCCUUCUUUAACCUAUCUCCUUCCAUUCAUCUACACGAGGGUUCUUCAAUUCCGGUCCUGGAGGGCAGAAACACCUCUGUUUUUCAUCCUCUCCUUCUAAUCAGGGGCUAAUUCAGACCUGGGACACCAGGUGAGUGCAAUUAACUACCAGGUAGAAAUAAAAAACAGAAGUGUUUCGGCCCUCCAGGACCGGAAUUGAAGAACCCUGAUCUACACUGACUGAAGUGGAUUUAACAAGUGACAUCAAUAAGGGAUCAUAGCUUUCACCUGGUCAGUCUGUCAUGGAAAGAGCAGGUGUUCUUAAUGUUUAGUAUACUCAGUGUAAUUCACAAUUCAAGAUUUAGAGUAUUGGGACACACGUUUUUGUCUCUAGCAAGAUAAGUAUUGGGUCUCUACAGACACAUUUGGGUCUUUAGCCCAAUCUCGUUUCUCCACCUGCACCAAACUAUAUGAGAUUGACAAGAUGUUAUAAUUGCUUCUAACUGAAUGGAAGGGAGCAUUCUAAUGUUUACCAUUCUCAAUUGCAUGAAGGCUGGAGACCAAAGUAUGUGAGUGUGGGAAGAACACUGGCUAUGCCAAGACCAAUGGAGACAACUAUGAUACCAGCCUGGAUAUGGUCAGGUAAGAUGCUCUAACAAUACCACUUAAACACUUAUUUUCUGUUGUUUUGUGGUCUACAUUUCUAAAAGUACUGACGACCUACAGAUAAAUGUUGUGGUGUGUGUGCAAUUACAGUAGGGGUUGUGUUCUAAUUAGUGUGUGUCCCCCCCCCCCCCCCCCCCACCCACAGGAGCAGAGAUCACAAGGGUGCAUAUGAGAACACAGCCCUUGAAGGCAUGGAGGACAAAGUCACUGUCAUGUGACCAAUAAGAACCAAUACAAGCCACCAAUGCGUGGUUUGUCGUGGACACACACACAUCGUUUCAGAGAGACAUACAAAGACAAUUUAUCAAUAGCACUCCAAGCAAGUAGCAAAACAAUUCAAGAUGAGUAGAAAUCAAUUAAAGUGUAGAAUAUUUGAUAAUUAUGUCAAACUAUUACUGAUUUAUAAAACAUGUAAUAACAUAAAGCCCAUAUGGGCCUAAAGUGUGACUUCAGUCUUAAUAUACAGACCUAAAAAAUAAAAUGAAAAAUUCUCAUAACAAUGGAAGCAAUUGAAAUAUUUGUUAUCAGCGUAUCAAUGACACAUGGUAGAACAACUUCAUAAAAUACAUUGAUUUUAAGGACUAAACAGCCACACUUGAAGAUCAGAGGGAGGACAUGGUGGAAAUGAUUGUGCUCCCCUUGUAUUUAAUAAAACAUGGAUCAUCAUCAGACAAUUAAUCAGAAUUCACAAAGAGCAUCAGUGUAUGACCACAGUCAGUAGGCUACACACAUUUAAAGAUAAGACUUGCAUUUGUGAUCAUAGAGAAUAUAUUUUUCUAUAGAUAUAUACUGUGUAACCACGUUAUUACAGCAGAGCUUGUCACACAUCGAUAUAUGAAGGGUGGAUUGUUUCUUUGGAUUUGAAAAUGCGUUCCAUCGAUCAAUGAUGUGAAGAAAUACGUUUUCUGUGGCGCUACGGACGAGCGUUCAGUUCAUCGAUGACAUAAGACGGAAUUAUUGGGAGUUACAGGAUCAUCAUCAUCAGUACAACUUCUGAUGAACACACGCAUGUGUACACACACACAGCCUAUUGCCAAUUGACACGCAUAGGAACAAUUCUGACAAAAUCUAAGUCUAGAGUAGAUGGAGAGAUCACAGCAUGAGGAAAACAGCAUGAGAGAGAGGGAAAGAAGAACGUGAAAUAGGCAGCAGUGAGUGGCUGAAUAUGUGUGAGUUUAAACGUAAUCUCUUUAAAGGGAUCUGGCAUUAAGACUUACAGCAAUAGGCUCUCACAGAAAUAAGACCGACGUAUGAUGAACACACUGUCUACUCUUGCACAUCAGCGACUCAUGGCAGAGCAGUAGUCAGUCCCCUUAAGAAGCCCACUUCCCCUAAAUCCUAGGACCCCUUACAAGUAUUUAGGACGCACACCAGAUUGCACUUUUACUGAGACAGGCACGGUUUGAGAGUUAAUAUGUAGGGUUUUCCUUAGUGUCAGCCGGGGUCGUAUUCAUUGUAGCUAAACGGUUUGCAACAGAAAACAAGUGUUUUUUAUUGGGCAAGUUCAGGUAUUGCCUCCUUGUUUCAGUCUGCUUUCUCUAGUUUGGGGCCUAAUGAAUACAACCGAGGGGGGGCCUCAAAGUGUCUUGGAGUAACGUGGUGUCACUUCCCGUGAGCGUGGAGGGGUUGCAGCAACACGGGAAACAAACGACGGGCUCCAGCCGAGGGAGACAGGAUAUCCUGUAAUUGUUGGGACGUGGUGAGCUUCUCGCAGCUGGACAGGACAGUGUGGAGCUACAGACACACAUGGUUGUAUUCAUUAGUGCACACCGUAGCAAAAUGUCUUGCUAUGCAAAACAAAAACAAGCAUUUCUUAAGUUCAGGU